Molecule: messenger RNA, 1156 nt
Organism: Brassica rapa (field mustard)
Lineage: Eukaryota; Viridiplantae; Streptophyta; Magnoliopsida; Brassicales; Brassicaceae
Product: GEM-like protein 4
Source: RefSeq, a predicted model, not a curated record
AGAGAAAGAAAAAAGAAGUAUGCCGUCUUGCCAACUUGUAGUAGGUUAAAAAGCAUGUCGGAGUCUAACGUGAGGGGCGUGUGAUCCUAAUCAAUUCAAAGCAGCCAAACGCGUUGCUUUCAUCCUAAUCACCAAAUUAAAAAGAUUCAAACUGAAAAAUCCUUUCAUUCUUGCUGAAUCGUUGAUGACCCAUUAUGACUCAUCUUGUGCUCAAAAAGGUAUUUAAAAUAUUCAUUAUCUUAUCUUUUCAUUGCCCUAUAAAUACCUUACCCCUUCACCAAAACCAUUUCAUCAAGCAAGCAACAUCAACAUAAAAUAUUACACAAUCCUCUAAAGAUGAACAUGAGCAGAGUUGAGCAACAAGUCAUUACUUAUCCGGUUAGUUACUUACCUGAUCCGGCUUCGAGUAACAAAGGAAGAUCAGUUCUUAGAAGGAAGAAAACAGAUGGUUUCACCAAUGGAGAUAGGGACCAGAACAAGUUAAGACCAAAGCUAACCGAAACAGUGAAGAGAAAGCUAUCUUUGGGAGCUAAGAUUCUUCAGGUAGGAGGCUUAGAGAAGAUCUAUAAGCGGCUCUUCAGAGUCAAUGAAGAUGAGAAACUCUUCAAAACUUACCAGUGUUACCUCUCCACUACAGCUGGUCCCAUCGCAGGCCUUCUCUUCGUUUCUUCCAAGAAAAUGGCCUUCUGCAGCGAGAGAUCAAUAAAGGUGGCUUCCCCUCAAGGAGACAUGAUCCGAGUUCACUACAAAGUGUCUAUCCCUUUGUGCAAGAUCAAGAGAGUGAAUCAGAGUCAGAACACGAAGAAACCGUCACAGAAGUACAUGGAAGUAGUCACGGUCGAUGGUUUCGAGUUCUGGUUCAUGGGGUUCUUAAGCUACAAGAAAGCUUUCAGUUGCGUUGAGAAAGCUCUUUCUCUGAGCUAUGAAGACAGUGAAGAACAAUAGUUAAAGCCAGUGUUUCUUAGGAGCUUUGGAGUUUUAGAAAUAUUUCAUUUCUUCUUUACCUGAUUGAUAAGAAAAUAGUCUUACAAGACAAACAAUAUUGUACAAAAUUCAAUUGGACUUUAAAAAGAAUGAUUCAUCUGUUUCCAAAAAAAUAUAUGUUUUAAAAUUUUUACACAUAUUAAUAAAAUAUAUUAAAUUUUAGUUAUAAAUA